This is a messenger RNA of Eleginops maclovinus (Patagonian blennie), 3874 nucleotides long. It is a transcript of the gene txlna, whose product is annotated as taxilin alpha. Gene Ontology annotation, molecular function: syntaxin binding. The record is from RefSeq and is a predicted model, not a curated record. NCBI's taxonomy places the organism in Eukaryota, Metazoa, Chordata, Actinopteri, Perciformes, Eleginopidae.
GAAGAAGAAUCCAAAGUUAUGACCGGAAGUGUUUUUCUGCCUCACGCUGUUGUUGAUGCUGUUCUCACAUUAGCUAUUUCCUCCUUGAGUCUGAAGAUAUCAGAGAUGAAAAAACAAGACACAGAAGAGUCUGCCACCCAGGGCAUUGAGGAUCCAGCUACAGCAGGAGGGAUGGAGGCACCUGCAGCUGCUCAAGACAGCUUAGACAGUCCUAAAGAGUCUGAAGCACAGACGCCACUGACAGAAUCACCGCCUCAGGACACGCCGCCACAAAGUGACACACCCCCUCAGACGGACACACCACCUCAGACAGACACACUGCUGCAGGACACACCUCAGCUGACGGUCACGCCACCACAGAUGGACACACCGCCUCAGAUGGACACACCUCAGUUGAUGGACACGCCACCACAGACGGACACACCGCCUCAGAUGGACACACCUCAGCUGACGGACACACCGCCUCAGACGGACACACCUCAGAUGACGGAUACGUCACCACAGACGGACACACCACCACAGACAGACACACCUCAGUUGACGGACACACCGCUGCAGGACACUCCACCACAGACAGACACACCGCAAGAGGAUGAGGCAACAAGUGAAGUUGCCGAGGCGACCCUCUCUCAGUCUGACAUGGCGGAGGCGCUGAGCCGGCAGCUGGAGGAUAUCCUCAGCAUCUAUUGUCGGGAGAGCAUCUCAGACGACGGUGGCACUAUGCCCAACGGCCAAUUACACAGCCCGGUGCUCAACGGCCUGAGCAGUGAGCGGGGGGGUGGCAAGCCAGAGGGCAAAGCCAACGGGGCCGGUAACGGAGGGGAGAAAGAGCAAAAGAAGACUCAGGACAAGAAGAAGGUGAAGGGUCUGGGCAAAGAGAUCACUCUGCUCAUGCAGACUCUGAACACACUGAGCACCCCCGAUGAAAAGCUAGCAGGCCUCUGUAAGAAGUACGCUGAGCUGCUGGAGGAGCACCGUAACACCAUGAAGCAGAUGCGGGUGCUGCAGAAGAAGCAGAACCAGGUGGUGCAGGAGAAGGACAACCUGAGGAACGAGCACAGCAAGGCCAUCCUCGCUCGCAGCAAGCUGGAGAGUCUCUGCCGGGAGCUGCAGAGACACAACCGCACCCUCAAGGAGGAGGGGGUGCAGAGGACGCGCCUGGAGGAGGAGAAGAGGAAGGAAGUGACCUCACACUUCCAGGUGACCCUGAACGACAUCCAGGCUCAGAUGGAGCAGCACAACGAGAGGAACGCCAGCCUGAGACAGGAGAACACGGAGCUGGCGGAGAAACUGAAGAAGCUCUAUGAGCAGUACAAACUCAGAGAAGAGCACAUAGACAAAGUGGUGAAGCACAAAGACCUGCAGCAGCAGCUGGUGGACGCCAAGCUGCAGCAGGCCCAGGAGCUGCUGAAGGAGUCGGAGGAGCGCCACGACAGAGAGAAGCACUUUCUGCUGAAAGAAGCGGUGGAGUCUCAGAGGAUGUGUGAGCUGAUGAAGCAGCAGGAAGUCCACCUUAAGCAGCAGCUCUCACUGUACACAGAGAAGUUUGAAGAGUUUCAGACCACGCUGUCCAAGAGCAACGAGGUCUUCACCACAUUCAAACAGGAGAUGGAGAAGAUGACUAAAAAGAUCAAGAAGCUGGAGAAGGAGACGGCCAUGUAUCGCUCCAGGUGGGAGAGCAGCAACAAGGCUCUGCUGGAGAUGGCAGAGGAGAAAUCUGUGCGGGACCGUGACUUCGAGGCUCUUCAGGGUAAAGUCCAGCGGCUGGAGAAGCUGCGUCGGGCUCUGAAAGUGGAGCGCAACGAGCUCAACAAGAAGGUCCAGAACCUCAGUUGUCCAGAGGGAGGCGCAGCAGUAACCACCACCGCCUCCGACCCAGGGACCGACUCCCCCUCUCCCACACCCACAGACUCUCUCCAUGUCCCGGACGCCCCCCACUGCUCCCACUCCUGCCACUGUGAGCCAGAACUGGCAGACGCUCUGCUAGAGGAAGCUAAGGCUCUGUCUGUCGCUGCACAGGAAUGAAGCAAAGCAGCGUCAAACCCCCCCCCCCCUACAAUAAGCCACCAGCCUGCUAGCCCCCCCCCCGCCCGCUUCCUCCUUUGCUGGAAGAAGCUGAAGUUAAACACUGGUCCAGAAACAGAUCAGAAAGCAAGCUUAACUUGUCUCCUCCCAGCAUGCACUGCAGGCUUUAAGACGGCGAUGAGAAGAUGCCUCAUCGGUCAGUCACCAUAGCUCCAAUACUGUGAAACCCCUCGUUAAGAUCACUGUUCAAUCAAAGCAUUUACAGGUUUUAUAAUAACCUAAUUUCCCCCCGAAUCAGUUUAUCAGUCUUGUUCAUUAUCAGGAAACAUUAGCUACUCCAUGCUAUUAGCGCUACCACGUGCUGCUGUUAGUGUUUGAAACACAGCUUCCAGUACACAACCUGCACUGAAUCCAAACAAAUAAAUCCCAGAGACGUUUCAAGUUCUGUUCAUCUUUCUCCAACUUGACCAAGACUUCCCUUUUUUAUAUGAAGGCUCCAGUAAUAUCCGUCUGUUUCGCUGUUUGAAUACACAUUCCCUUUUUGACUCAAACACAGAACUGCACGGCAACGUUAUAACAGAGCUGCUCGGGAGGACACAAGCUAGGCAGGAAUGUGACAAGAGGGGGCAUCAGAGGUUGUGUGUGUGUUCGUGUGUGUGUGUGUGCGUGUCCUCGCAAUGUGCUAUGAAGGUGUGUGAUUCAUAGCUUCUAAUUUAGUGUUUUUUCCAGUUCUUUUCUGUAUUAGGAAGCAAAUAACGUCCCUAUCUUCUCCAAAUCAUAGUAACAUAUAUAUAAUAUAGAAUUCUUCAUAAUUAUUAACGGACAUUUCUGGGUUUUCCUCCCGUUUUACACGUUUUCAGUUCUUGUAGACCUUUUUGAGGAGACAUUUUGUUUUUGUUCGUAUCACACUUCUUCAUUUCCACAGCGUUCGUUUGUGUGGUCUGUAUUUAUUGUUUGAUCAUUAUUAUUGAAAUGUAUCACCACUAAAAAUAAAGCCGUUUUUUUAUUCAUUUUGAAAACGUGUUACUUUUAGGACCAACAUUUUCAUUCCUAGCCUAUCAGAGCUCAUUUGUUGUUAGCAUCAUUAAGCUGUGUGUGUGUGUGUGUGUGUGUGUGUGUGUGUGUGUGUGUGUGUGUGUGUGUGUGUGUGUGUGUGUGUGUGUGUGUGUGUGUGUGUGUGUGUGUGUGUGUGUGUGUGUGUGUGUGUGUGUGUGUGUGUGUGUGUGUGUGUGUGUGUGUGUGUGUGUGUGUGUGUGUGUGUGUGUGUCCUCUCAGCCCUGAUAAUUGCAGUAGCUUGUAAUCAGGUUUUAACUCGAGAAUGUUCAAGGACCUCUAUGCAACGCUUGCCUUUUGGUUUUUACUCUGUGGCAGUCUCAACUCGACAGGCACUUCGCUGAGAAUGUAAACUCAUGAUCUCCACUGUCCUGCAUGGAUGUAUUGUAUAAACAGACUACAUAUCUCACAGCAGAUCCUUAUCUUUGCUUUGGAUUAAACCUUGUUAAUCGCCUCUCGGUUGAGCGGAGUGUUUGACAUGGAGCAGUGACUGAGCCAUAAGUAGAGGAAAUGUUAUUGGACUUUUGAAUUGUAGUUUGACACAAACAUGUCAAUUUAUCUUCAGACAUUCUUAUGUAUUUCUUAAAAUGUAGCAUCUUGUAGAAUCAGUCAUUUCCAAACGUACUUCUUCAUCGUCCCACAGAUCAGACUCGCUGUGCCUCUGCUCCUGUGGGGGGUGUGGAGGUUCAGUGACCGUGACAAGGAACCAAAGAUGUUUCCUUAUUUUGUCUUUUGCAGUACUUUUAUCUGGCCCUGUAUAUUUUUGUUUCUUGUUAAUAAAGGAUGUAACAGUGUU